Messenger RNA from Epinephelus lanceolatus (giant grouper), 1609 nucleotides. RefSeq names its product hemopexin b (gene hpxb). The record is from RefSeq and is a predicted model, not a curated record. Gene Ontology annotation, biological process: intracellular iron ion homeostasis; heme transport. NCBI's taxonomy places the organism in Eukaryota, Metazoa, Chordata, Actinopteri, Perciformes, Serranidae. Gene Ontology annotation, molecular function: heme transmembrane transporter activity.
GUUCAGCUCCUGCACAGCGCCUCUCUCCUUUGAGACUCCACAUCAGAGGACUUCAUCAGGACUGCACACCAUGGAGCUGAUCUCCAAAACUCUGUUUCUGUGCCUAGCACUUACCCUCGCCAGUGGACUACCUGUGCCCACAGACGACCACGCAGACGACCACGCACAUGAGGGUCUACCAGACCGAUGUGAAGGUCUUGAGUUUGAUGCCAUCACUCCUGAUGAGAAAGGAAACACUUUCUUCUUCAAAGGUGGCCACAUAUGGAUGGGUUUCCAUGGUCCAGCUCAUCUCUCCAACGAGUCCUUUAAGGAGCUUGAUGACAUUCAUCACAUCGGCCAUGUUGAUGCUGCUUUCCGCAUGCACAGUACAGAUCCCAAUGCAGAAGACCAUGAUCACAUCUAUUUCUUCCUGGAUGACAAAGUGUUCAGCUAUUACAACCACACUCUGGAGGAGGGCUAUCCAAAAGAGAUGCAUGAUGAUUUUCCUCAUGUCCCCGAUCACCUGGAUUCUGCUGUGGAGUGUCCCAAAGGAGAGUGCACUACCGACUCAGUUCUGUUCUUCAAGGGACAUGAUGUGCAUGUUUUUGAUAUUGCCACAAAGACAGUGAAGACCAAGACAUGGGACCACCUGCCAGUCUGCACCUCUGCCUUACGCUGGCUGGAGCACUACUAUUGUUUCCAUGGACACAACUUCACCAGGUUCCACCCAGUGACCGGAGAGAUUAGCGGUAGUGACUACCCCAAGGACGCCCGCAGAUACUUCAUGAAGUGCGCCAACUUUAGUCAUGGAGGUGACUAUACAAUCCCAAAAUGCAGUGACGUCAAAUUAGAUGCCAUCACCACUGAUGAUGCCGGCAAAAGUUAUUUCUUUUCAGGCUCCAUCUACAUGCGUCUGGACACCCACCGUGACGGCCUGCACGCCUUCCCAAUCACCAGGACGUGGAAGGAGGUGGGACACGGGGUGGACGCCGUCUUUUCCUACAAUGACAAACUCUACUUGAUUAAGGAUGAUCAGGUUUACAUCUACAAAGCAGCUGCUCAGUACACCCUGAUUGAAGGCUAUCCUAAAACCCUGAAGGAGGAACUUGGCAUUGAGGGACAUGUGGAUGCUGCUUUUGUCUGCAAUGCUGAACACACAGUGCAUAUAAUCCAAGAACAGCAUGUUCGUGAUGUCGACCUAACUACCACACCCAGGGCUGUGACUCAGGACCGGCCCUUGCCCUUGUCCGGCAUUGACGCUGCUACAUGCGAUUCUCAAGGAAUAAAACUGUACAAGGGCUCACAAUAUUACAGCUUUGACAAUAUCAUGUUAAUGACUAUGGCCAAAGUGAUCCCUGAGGCCCACCCUAUUACCAAUGAACAAAUGGGAUGUAAAGAUUAGGAGUCAGGGAUGAGAGAAUGUUUCACAGUCAUCUGCUUACUUUUGCUUAAACUCUUCAUUCCCCUCCUACACACAAAAGAGUUACAUCUAUCCAUCCAAGCAUACUGGUAGUGUGGAAUGGAAGUCAUUUGUGAAGUGGGGAGUAAAGACCUAAAUGUAAGAUCCUGGAAUAAUCCUCCCAUGCAUAGUGGAGUUUGAGUUGUUCAAUGAAUAAAAUGUGGGAAGCUA